AUGCUGCCGCGGCGAAUCCUCCUGUCCCGGUUCGCGCCCUGGUGGCCAGCGGUGGCCGUUCUGAUCUUGGCCAUCCUCAUCCUGAUCUGUCACGUCUCGGCCGUGCUUGGCGGGAAGUGCGACCGGGAGCAGGACGGGAGGGUGGAGCGGGCCUAUGCCACCGAGAUCAGCCUGACGACCGAAACGCCGCCUGAGAGCUACAUCUGGACGUUGGGCGUCAUUUUCACCUGGACCAUUUUCCUUUGCCCUGUGGCGGGGCUGCUGCACGAAGUCCUCUGGCAGCGGAAGCUCAGCUACCUCAUGGCCGUGCCCGCCCUCCUGGUGCUGGGCACCCUGUGCCUGACGGGCCUGGCCACGAUCACGAAUCGGGGAACAUUGCUCGAGACGCAGAAUCAGAUCCUCGGUCAAGGUUACAGUUAA
Symbiodinium natans is the source of this 420-nucleotide messenger RNA. NCBI's taxonomy places the organism in Eukaryota, Dinophyceae, Suessiales, Symbiodiniaceae. The record is from the annotation of a GenBank genome assembly.